AGCUAGCCACUUGGCAGGACACGAUCCCGACACACGCCAAAAAAUACACGAAAUUCGAAAUACAAAACUCGCAACACAAACCGGAAGCGGAAACGGAGACGAGCCAAGUGCACAUGCGCAAAAGUGACUUGCAGAAAACCUAACAAGAGAGCAUCAAGUGAUCACCGCCUUUGAAAUGUGUUUGCAAAAGGUGUUCAGUGAGAGGUUGAACCAGUGAACAUAUAGAAAAUAUAAAGAAAACAGUGAUUAAAAAGUGAUUGUGGAAGAAGACUACCAAACAUAAUUAAUGAUAAUAUCAUCCAAAAUGGCUGCAUCCAUAUAUGCCACCCCACCGCCAGAUCUGAGCAGCGAGGACACUGCUCUCUCCGACGUCUCUAACUCAUCGACACUGAACACGAACCGAAACAGCAACAACACACAUGAAGCCACAGGAGCAACAUCCGGAGAAACAACAGCAGCAGCAUCAGGAGGGGGAGGAGGAGCAGAAACAGGAGCAGGGGGAGAUGCAGGAAUGGGAGCCAUUUCACCCGUCGAGCACUUGGUCAAGCCAAUGGAGCUGAAACUGGAGUCACAGCCAGCGGGAAGCGGCACAACUGAGCCGGAGCCAGAGCCGGAGGAAGCGCUCAAGAAUAGGGAGGAAGCGGAGGAAGAGGGGGAGGAGGAAGAUGCCCACAUGGCCACUAUGGCGGCAGCCAUGCAGCUGCAACUGCUGGAGGCUUUGAGCGAUGCAGCCAAGAAGCGGCGUAAGCAACACAAUCCCAGUCGCCUGGAGGCGCUCAACCUCAGCGGCGAAGCUACGGGUCAGAAGCGAGGUGACUCCACUGUGGAUUACGAGGAAAGGCUGUCCAAGAUGUUCCUUCCCAAGUCCAUUGAGCAGCUGAAGGAGACCUUUGAGCUGCUGCAGCAGCACAAGCAGGUGGAAGAGCAGCCCGAACCUGAACCGGAAGCCGAGACCGAACCUCAAGCCGAGCCAGAAGCGGAAGCCAUGGCAGACAUAUCAGAGCGAGCGACCAAGGAGCGGGAGAAUCCCUACCACACCUUCUGUAAGCAGUGCGGCGAGAACUUCGAGACCGAGUUCAAGCUGAGCCUGCACAUGCUGCAGGACCAUGGCGAGGAUCGGUCGGGCGACCAGGAUCCUGCCGACUUUCUGGCCUCCAUCAAGGUAAAGCUCGAGCGAGCCGAGAGUCCUAGUCCGCAGCAGGAACACCAGAUGCAGCUGCAGCAGCAGCAGCACGACCUGACCAACGGUCAUGGCAAGGACUUGGAGCGUGAGCAGGACCACUGGUUCCAGGCUAUGCAACAGGCCCAGGCCCAUCAUACACAUGCCGGUCAAAUGCCACCGGCGUUUCCCUUUCCCCCGGAGGCCGCACUGGGAGUGGGUCCAGCUGGCUACCUGCCCCUGCUGGGAAUGUCCGGGUUUCCGGGAGUCGAUGGCCUGAACCGACCGCCGUUGCGAAUCUUCAACCCCGAGGCCUACUGCGAGCUGUGCAACAAGGAGUUUUGCAACAAGUACUUCCUCAAGACGCACAAGGCCAACAAGCAUGGCAUCUUCGAUCCAGUCGGCGAGCCCAGCACCACCAACACUUCCAGCCAUCACAACAAUAAUAACAACACCACCAGCAGUAAUAACAACAACAGCGGUCACCCCACCAAUCCCGGCAUGAGCUCCAUGAGUCAGAUGUUCCAGCUGCAGCGAGAGGCACCGCAGGUCACCAAGCAGGACCAGGUAUCGGCCAGCGGAGGAGCCUCCGCUCCUCCAAUAGCUACAGUGCACUGUGAUGUCUGUUCCAAACGUUUUACCAACGUCUUCGCCAUGCGUCGCCACCGGGCCAAGCAACACGACUCGCUGCCUUCCGCCCAGGAUUCCCCCAACUCCCAGACUCAGACACCGACGCAGUCACAGUCGCAAUCCCUGCGCGGCAGUCCCAACGAACCAUCGCAGCAGACCAUUAAGCAGGAAAUGCCGCAGGAGGUGGAGCAGCUCAAGCCGUACCAGUUGCCCGAGGGCUUCCGCGAGGACUUCACCUUGGAGCAGGAGGAGCUGAGCUUCGUGCCACCACCCCGGAAGCUGCCGUCGCACCUACAACAGCAGGCCAAGGAAGCCAACUUCAGUCCGGACAAACUGCGUCGCCUGGGCGUCCAGUUCCCGGAAUUCUACUGCGAACUGUGCCACCGGGAGUACGCCAACAAGUACUUCCUGCGCACCCACAAGUGGAAGCGACACGGUCUGUUCGUGCCACCGGAAGACGUGACACCACAGCAAGCUGGCAAGGAGGAGGCCCAGAUGAGUGCCUGGCCCUUCAUGCCGUUAAAUCUGAUGCUGGCCAAGGCGGCGGCAGCCUCAAUGGAUCAGCAGGAGCUGGACCAGGAGAUAACGGAGGCGGAAGCUGAUGCUGAGCAGCCCAACAAGCGAAUCAAGCUGGAGCAGCAGGAGCCGUCGCCGCCGGAGGGCUAUGAUGAGGAGAAGCUGAACGGGUCGGUGGUUGGACUGCAGAAUCUCCAGAAGCUCCAGUCCAUGCUUCAACAGCUAAAUGACAUCAACGGAAAGCGUCCUCUGCCCUGUCACCUUUGCGGCAGGGAGCUGGAGAACCAGUAUGCGCUGAGGGCUCACCUAAUGACCGAGCACGCGGGCCAGAUGCAACUGCCCAUGCCCAUUCCCAUUCCCCUGCCCGAUCAGCAGGCAUCUCAUCCCAUGGCCGGCUUGUAUCAUCCCCAAACUCCACCAGGACCCGGGGCUAGAUCCUCGCCCAUCGGCGACCUUCGUUGCCAGCAGUGCGAUCGAGAUUUCGCCACCGCCCAGGAAUUCAAGCAACAUAUCGCAGAGGUGCACAUGGUCGGCCGGAAUGGCGGACUCGGUGGUAGUCCCCUGCGCGAGGGCUUCUUCACCCCGGAACGGCCGGUGCCGCCACCAGCUGGGGCAGGAGGAGCUGUCCCAGCCGGAGCUACACCGGGCAAUCGUCCGGCUUACACCAUCACACCGACCAGUAGCUACUGCGAGAUUUGUAACAAGGAGCUGUGCAACAAGUACUUCAUGAAGACGCACAUGCAGCGGAUGCACGGCAUCGAGAUAGAGAACGGAGCCCAGAUCGGAGGCGUUGUGUGCAACAUCUGCAACAAGGAGCUUUGCAGCAAGUAUUUCCUGCGGGUGCACAAGCACAACACGCACGGGAUCAUCGAGGAGGGCUCUCCGCUGCCACAGCCUCGUGGUCAGAACGGCGUUAAGAUGGAGGCAGCCGCCGCAGCAGCAGCUGCCGCAGCUUCUCAGUCCCAAUCGCAGCCAGCGGCAGCUCAGCAGCAGGAUCAGGAGAUGAAUGUCUCGCCGCCCACAGUGGAGGGCGGUUCCAGCUCCAAUUCAUCUGGCACAAGCCACGAGGUGUGUCCGCUGUGCUCGCGACAGUUCCGCAGCUUCAAGUGGCUGCGUUCCCAUCUGAUGAACGAGCACGGAUCCGCGGGAGUGGAACGCCUCCGAGAGAUGGAACCCACUCAGUCCUCGGGACGCAGCAAGCCCAACAGUCCAACGCUCAAGAUACCCAACGGCAGUGGCAACGGUAACCCGACUCCGGGGGGAGCGGGAGCUGGAAAUGCCGCUCCCAAUCUCGCCCAGGCCCUGCAGAACCUCAAUGCCCAGCACCUCUUCGGCCAGAUGCAGCAGCAGCAGCAGAUGCCCAAGAUGCCGCCCCUGCCACUGCCGGGAAUGUUUGGUGAGCAGGCAGCCAGAUUCAAGGAGUACCAGUGCUCACUGUGUCCCUUCACCACGCCCUACUACGCCUUCCUCUUCAUCCACGAGCGCUCCCAUGCGCUGCUUAACAACGGAGGCGAAGGCAUGGAACUACCCAUGGAGACACCGCCGCCACAGCCAGCGAGGAACCCGGGAAAGUCGCGCAGCAAGUCCAGCAAGACUGCAGCAGUGGUGGUGGCACCUCCAGAGCCCGCGGAACUCCCUGUGGAGCCCACCAAUCUCAGCACCUCCGCUGCUAAGAUCUCGCCAUCAGCCGGAUCUCCAUCCAACUCCUCCCCCAAGGCAACCAGCUCAACUGCUUCUCCCAAGAUUCAACGUCGUCGAUCUUCCUCGAAGCCACCAACCACGCCCAACGGCUUGGCCAGUGGUAGCAAUGGAAUCGUAGCCGGACACGGAAGUGGUGGCCACCGCUCGGCAGCCACCUCGCCCUUCGAGGGCUGCGGAGAGCUGGCCAACGGUAGCGGCAAGCCGGCGAGCUACGCCCAGCCGGAUCGGGCCGAGGAAGCAUAUCAAAUGCAGGCCUUCCACCUGCAGCCCGCCGACGCCGACUCGGAGAUGCAGUUCGCGCCGGCUUUGGUGUACCUGCCGGUGCGGGUGCGGGCCUCGGAGUCGGCCACGCUCAGUUUCCGGCUAACACCGGCCUAAAGUGCAGCAUGCAACAGGUAUAUAGUGUUGCCAGCAGCAGCGUAAGUUACAAACCAUAGUCACCAUUCAGAAAUCUUUGGGGGCCUUGGUCACUCGUAACAAGAUAGGAAAGUCCAGAAAACAGAGAGCAAAGGCAGUUUUGCUUUACAAAAUCAUGCAUUAUUUCCCCAUUCCGAAUAUAUAUUUUCUAGUUUCAAAAGUUUUUUACGAUUUAAAUUCCAAAGAGUGACCAAAAGCCCGUCAGAGAACCACAGAAAUCCCCACAAAAUAGGUAAGCAAACGAAGUUAGGAACAUGAACAAGACAAAAUAGUGGAACUACAAAAGACUGAGUGCGCAUAUUAGUUGAGCUCAUAAUUAAACUUAAAUAUACAAAAAACCAAAAUAACAACAAUAAUAAUCGAUCAAUAUCUACGCCCAAGUUCACCAUGUCCAACAUGGCACUGAUCAUAAAAUCUAUAGCCUAUAACUCAACAAGAACAAGUCCGUUUCAGCUGGCAACACUGUGCUAACCGUCGAAAUAAGAUAUAUAUUUUGAUAGACGCAUGACAUAGCAUAAAGCAUAACAUACCGCAACCUAUAACAUAUAUCUCUAGUGAUUAACUAUCAAAGUUCCUAUGCGUAAUCGUAGUUUAUCGUAAACGAAGAACCGGAGUUCGUAGACGAGCAGGUGGAGUCGGAGGAGAGGAAUCUAAAUACGUACAUAAUGCAUAAGCUGGACAGGCGGAGGGGAGGCGGAGAAGGGAGGAAGGAAAGAGGAGGAGUCAGUGCUAUAUAUGCCACUUAGAGGGAUAUAAGUAUAAAGCAGUAGCAGGAGCAUAAAAUCAAAAUUUAAAUUAUACACUUCUCAUCUAGAUAUGGCUAUUUGGGUUUUAGAAUAGGGCGGACAGAUCCCCGGGGGAUCCGAGCACGUAAAGGUAUAUAUGUGCUACGAUCAUAUAUAUAUAGGCAUUUAAACGAUACAAUAUGGUAAAGCUUCAGCACAAACAAAUUGCUCAAAGUCAGGAUCUUUAUAGCGAAGACUAUACACUCUUAGGAUGUUCUGAACGAAGGCCCCGACGGAGAUCUGCACUUACUUUGAUUGCCACACUCUAUAAAAAAACUACAUAUAUCCAAGGAAUGUCUUCACUUAAAACAUGUAUUUCCAGCGCACAAUGUGUACAUAAAAGUUGUUAAAGAUAUAGUUCAGAUAUCCGGCAGAAGGGGGCAGGGACGGGAGGAGGGAGAACUAGCGCCAGACGGUAAAAAUUAAGAACAUUUAAACAACUCAGGGCAAAAGUACAAUGACCAUUAGUACUUUUUUAUACAAGAACAUAUUUAAAGAAAGCAAAACGUAAACAAUUAAAUUAUUACCAACAUAAUAAAUUAAAUAUAUAUUAUGAAACGUUAAAAAAGAUAACAAAAAUGCUACCUCAGACGGACUUGAAAACAAUAAUUUAAAUAAAACAAGAAUUUAUAGAGAAAGAUCUAUAAAAAUUCAAACAGAAGCAGAAAAUAACCCCUAGAGCUAAAUCUAAUUUUUUUGUAGUAAUUUGACCUCAAACCAGGAUUACAUUUUAUACUUUAUUCCCUAUGAUUUAAUGAAUUAUUUUAAUUUAAGCAUUCCAAUGAUUAAAGACACAAACUAGUCGCAUAACUAAGAACCAAAGCAUUCUAGUCAAACGUUUAGAAAUAAACAUAAUAAUAGUAACGAUAAAACCAAAGCCAAAUCAGAUCCAUCAACUCAUCCGUUUUGGACGGCGAUUCUCACAGAUUAUUUUGUAGUAUUUAAGGAAUUUGUUCUUCAGUGAGAGGAGUCGCCCGGGACGAGUUGAUGGCUCCGGGGUCCGGCGAAGAUCCAUUUGCUAUAUUCGAAAUUUUCUUUUUUUAAAAACGUGUGUUUUUUAAAAUGCUGCGUGCCUUUUAGCAAAUACUUUGCCGAGUCCCGAAAAGCAAACCGACAUUUGAGCCCUAAAAUCGAAAUGAAAAUAGAUAUAGCUACAAAUAUAGACCAUAAUUUUAUUUUAUAUAUUCUACUUAAUUAUUAGUUCUUAUAUAUUAUUUGAAAUGUGUGUAUAUAUGUACCGAAUAAAUGUCAUGCAAUUUGUAUUUGUUAAACUUGAGAUUCUUUUAUUUUUUUCCAAGAUUAUGUUGCUUAUUUCCCUCUCGGACAAGCCACCAUUUAUUAUUAUUUUUCACCCCGAUUGAAGUGUGCCAGACUCGAGCCGCAGGCAGGGUUACAAAUGUAUAUCUCAAGGUCUUAAAAAAUCACAUUCUUCAACUUAUUGACUGUGAAGUUGUCGCCGAUAGGGGAAGACCUUUGUUUCCUUUGUUUUUUUUUCGGUUUUUUUUAGACUGAGUUCCCAUAGGGGACCUUCAUCUUUCGGGGUGUUAUAUGCUGGUUCAACGCCUUGGCUUCUUCAAUUAUUAAAUUGCCAUUUAAUUCAAUUUGUCAACAAUGGUUUGAGUGCAUAUCUGCAACUUGUUUAAAAAACUAAACCCCCAAGCAGCUGGAUUUUCUUUUUUAAAUAUUUCCAAAAAGCAGCACCCUCAUAAAAAAAAAAGAAAACUGUUUCCGGUUUUUGGGACUCACACACACACACUGACCAGCCACCCCUGAUUAGUAUGUUUGCAUUAAAAAAUACAUCUAUUUGAAUGGAAAAAACAGAGGAAUGCGAUAACAAAAACCCAGCAUGGUCAUGUGAGGGUCAAGUUGGAGGGUCGGGUCAGCAGCUGCUGCAGUUGUGUAAAAAAUUCCAGUCGUAAUAUCCAAAAAUCGAUACUGCUGUCGCUAUGCCACUGGCCUUUAUUAAAUGCAGCCACCCUCUGAAUUUUCCUCUCGAUUUUCUCCCAUUUUCGGCAGUUAAUUAUUUGUCACGUGUCCAUGCAAAUUUCAUCUCAUUGAUUACGGCCAGAUAUUCGAUACUUUUCCGGCGUGUAGCUGCAAUUAAAGAUUGACUCAAGCAACAACCCCCAGCCAGGUUGGCCAGGGGGAUGGAUAUGAGAUGGUGGUAGGCAAAUCUGGCAAAUAUUUUUCCCAAUUUAUCCCGAAAUAUUUUCUAUUGAAUUUUUAUGGCAAUUUGGGAAAAUCGUCCGCCAGCAGAGCAGCUAUUUUUAGGGCGCAAACAAUUGACCAGAAUGCAGCCUCUACCCCGUGGGGUUUCUGCAUCGAUUUAAGGGUGUUGCGCCGAUAUUUGCAUGUUUAAAAGUGAACUGGAAAAAUUGCAAUUUAUGAAAAAUGUAAUGAAAAGAAAUAAGGAACAAAAAUUGCAUUUGCCAAGGGUGAUUUAGGCGCAACCCCCGAAGAAAUGCUAUGCAAAUUAUUUAUUUCAUUUUAGGCUCGAGUCUUGGCAAUGGCUUUCCAUUUAUUUUAUUUCGUUGAAUUUUCGCUUUAUUGCAACCCCCAUGCCCCUUCAAAAAAGAGCGCACAAAUCAAAAGAGAUAAGCGAAUAUGUUUUAUAAAACGAAAAAAAAAAAACUAAAUAAAUUUUACAACAAAAACCCAAAGACAACUUGCAACGUACCUUGAGCAUAAAUCAAAAUUUUGUACGACCCCGCCGGAUGCAAGUCCGGCAAGGUCCACAGCAAAAACGACAACAAAAUCAAAAAUACAAUUUUAGAGCAUUAAGCACAAAACAAACAAAUUACACUCUUAAUAAAUAUUUUAGUUGUAGGCCUAAGAAAACAUAACAAAAUACUUUGGAAAAUAAUAUUUAAUAGAUGUUGAGAUUAAAACCAGAAGAGAAAAAUGAAGAUAAAAAGCAACACAAAGACGUGAAAGAGCGCAAAAUCAAAAGCCACGAGCAAAAAUCAAAACAAAAUUAAAUUUAAAUUUACUAUAAAUUAAAAACCAAAGCGAAAACCAAAACCAAACAUUUAUUUAGCAAUUGGCAAAUGUAUGAGAUAUAUACACUAAUAUAUCGAUAUAUAUACACAUAUAUAUAUUACAUAUAUUUAAACAAUUUUACUUUGUUAUUACGUAAAACUAUGUGUGAGGCAAAAAAUCAAAAGAAACGCAAGGCAAACUUGAACAAAAUAAUUUAUAUUACGAUAUACGUGAAAAUGUGAAAGAGCAGAGAAUCAAAAACGGUGGAAAAACCAAAAAUUUUCAUUUCAUUGUAAGUGAGCAUUUAUCAAAA
This is a messenger RNA of Drosophila kikkawai, 8500 nucleotides long. RefSeq lists its product as uncharacterized. NCBI's taxonomy places the organism in Eukaryota, Metazoa, Arthropoda, Insecta, Diptera, Drosophilidae. The record is from RefSeq and is a predicted model, not a curated record.